Messenger RNA from Colletotrichum karsti, 243 nucleotides. RefSeq lists its product as uncharacterized. Gene Ontology annotation, cellular component: membrane. The record is from RefSeq and is a predicted model, not a curated record. The transcript has 2 exons. Lineage: Eukaryota; Fungi; Ascomycota; Sordariomycetes; Glomerellales; Glomerellaceae. Bases 1 to 243 code for a protein of 80 amino acids.
AUGAUCGUACUCGCCUGGAUUCUCAGGUGGAUCAUCAAAUGGAUAAUCGGCAUGAUCAUAAAGUACACCCUCAAGAUAAUCCUCAAGGCUAUCCUGGGCCCCAUUCUCGUGGCCUUCGGCUUCGGCCCUCUCGGUCCCAUCGCCGGCACAAUCGCCGCCUGGUGGCAGGCCUGGUACGGCGGUUUCGUCCCCGCUGGCAGUGUCUUCUCUUUCUUCCAGUGGUUGGCGAUGGUUAUACUCUGA